This is a messenger RNA of Macrosteles quadrilineatus (aster leafhopper), 1322 nucleotides long. RefSeq names its product uroporphyrinogen decarboxylase (gene Urod). Gene Ontology annotation, molecular function: uroporphyrinogen decarboxylase activity. Gene Ontology annotation, biological process: heme biosynthetic process. NCBI's taxonomy places the organism in Eukaryota, Metazoa, Arthropoda, Insecta, Hemiptera, Cicadellidae. The transcript has 2 exons. The record is from RefSeq and is a predicted model, not a curated record. Gene Ontology annotation, cellular component: cytosol. The coding region runs from base 194 to 1252 and encodes 352 amino acids.
GUCAUUUCGUCGACGUCACUGAUCACAGUCAUGUUUGUUUUGUUUUGUGUUUGAGGUUAAAGUAUAUGACCACUCUCGGAAUCAACUUUAAAUGAUAAUGAUCCUUACAUUAUAGAUCAACUGCACUAUCAAUCAAGCACCACACUGUGAUUCCAAUCGCUGUGUCCUAUUUCAGUGGUUAAAAGGAUUCAUAAUGAAUUUUCCUCCUUUGAAGAACGACCGUUUAUUGCGAGCUGCUAGAGGAGAAGAGGUUGAUCGAGUUCCAGUUUGGGUAAUGAGACAGGCGGGUCGAUACUUACCUGAGUUCCGUGAAGUUCGGAAAAAGCAUGAUUUCUUCACAAUCUGCCAAACUCCAGAGCUUGCGGCAGAAAUUACUCUUCAACCAAUCCGUAGGUUUGAUUUAGAUGCUGCUAUUAUAUUUUCAGACAUUCUUGUGGUACCUCAAGCUUUAGGAAUGAUAGUAGAAAUGAAAGAAGGUGUAGGACCAGUCUUACCGAAUCCGUUAGUUACUCCGAAGGAUAUAGAAACUUUGCAGUAUCCUGUGGACGUCCGAGCAAAGCUAGGUUAUGUUUCAGAAGCUAUUACACUGACUAGACAUAAACUAGAAGGGAAAGUCCCCCUUAUUGGUUUUUCUGGUGCUCCUUUUACCCUGAUGGGAUAUAUGAUUGAGGGCGGGGGAUCCAAGACACUUUCAAAAGUAAAAGCUUGGCUUUAUCGCUAUCCAGAAGACAGCAGAAGAUUGCUUCAAAUAAUUUCCGAUGUUGUCAUCGAUUAUCUUGUGGAACAGGCAGCAGCUGGAGCUCAACUGUUACAAGUCUUUGAGUCGAGUGCUGAGUAUUUAGGACCUGAAAUGUUUAGAAGAUUUGCUCUUCCGUUUUUGAUUGAUGUCUGUGAAAGGGUGAAAUUCAAUAUCCAAGAAAGAAAAAUAGGAGAUAUUCGAAUGACUGUGUUUGCAAAAGGAGCACAUUACGCCAUCAAAGAGUUAGCCAACAGUCCUUACGAUGUGGUAGGUCUAGACUGGACUGUUGAUCCGGAAAUCGCUAGAAAACAAGUAGGUUUGAACAUCACUUUACAAGGAAAUCUUGAUCCGUGUGCUCUUUACGCUCCUACUGAAGAAAUCUCUAAAAUGGCCCAGGCAAUGGUGGAAAAGUUCGGGAAGCAAAGGUACAUUGCAAAUCUAGGACACGGAAUAUACCCAGAUGUUAACCCAGACCAUCUCAAAGCAUUCAUUGAUGCCAUUCAUCAGAUAUGAAAACCAGUAUUUGUAGCCAUAUGACAGGUAAAAAAUGUUUUUUACAUAUUUUUUUUAAAUACAGACUCUU